Messenger RNA from Nothoprocta perdicaria, 1083 nucleotides. RefSeq names its product G protein-coupled receptor 171 (gene GPR171). Gene Ontology annotation, molecular function: G protein-coupled purinergic nucleotide receptor activity. Gene Ontology annotation, biological process: G protein-coupled receptor signaling pathway. The transcript has a single exon. Lineage: Eukaryota; Metazoa; Chordata; Aves; Tinamiformes; Tinamidae. The record is from RefSeq and is a predicted model, not a curated record. Gene Ontology annotation, cellular component: membrane. The coding region runs from base 1 to 1083 and encodes 360 amino acids.
AUGCCAAGCAAUGUUUCACAAUGCACCAUCUACACAGAAAUGGAGCCCUUUACCUAUUUUUACUACUUGAUUUUUCUGGUGGGAUUUAUCGGCAGUUGCUUCGCACUGUGGGCAUUCACACAGAGAGAGCAGAGGCAGAAGUGCAUGAGCAUCUACCUGAUGAACCUCCUCACAGCAGACUUCCUGCUCACGUUGGUACUGCCCGUUAAAAUCAUCGUUGACCUGGGCAUUGCACCCUGGAAACUGAGAAUAUUCCACUGCCAGGUCACAGCCUGCUUCAUCUACCUGAACAUGUACUUAUCGAUAAUAUUUUUGGGAUUUGUGAGCAUGGACCGCUGCCUGCAGCUGAGGCACAGCUACAAGAUCUUCCGCAUCCAAGAGCCUGGCUUUGCCAAGAUGCUGUCCGCAGUCGUGUGGACCAUGGUUCUCCUCCUAACGGUGCCCAACAUGGCCAUCCCAAUCAGAGACAUCGAGGAAAGCCCCAACGCGGGAUGCAUCGAUCUCAAAACGAAAUUUGGAAGGGACUGGCACGUGUUCACAAACUUCAUCUGCACAGCAAUAUUCCUCAACUUCUCAGCCGUGAUCCUGGUCUCCAACUUCCUCGUCGUUCGGCAGCUCUACCAGAACAAGUACAGCGAGAGCUACGCGAACGUGCGGAAGGCGCUGGUCAACGUCCUGCUGGUGACGGCCGGCUACCUCACGUGCUUCGUGCCCUACCACAUCGUCCGCAUCCCCUACACGCUGAGCCAGAGCGACGCCAUAACCAGCUGCUACCUGAAGCAAACGCUCUUCAAAGCCAAGGAAUCCACCCUGCUCUUCGCGGUAUCAAACCUCUGCUUCGACCCCAUCCUGUACUACCACCUCUCCAAGUCGUUCCGGCUGAAGAUGAGCUCGUCCUUCGCAGCGCGCGGAGGGGCCAAGCUCUUCCCCGGGCAGGGGGCAGAGCUCUUCCCCGGGCAGGACACGCACGGCCGGCGGGCACAGGGCGCUGACUCCAAGCUGGGUGUGCMGCCAGGUGUGCAAGCACCAGGUAGUUGCUGCGAGCACCACUGCCAGGGUCAGCACGUUACCGUUCAGGCAUAA